ACCGGGCAAUUUCAAGUCUCUAUCAAAAUCCCUACAGCCAAUUCUCAUCGUCUAUAACUUGAGAUCUUCGUCUCUCACGUCCAUCACAAUGCCUAUCUUCGGAUCCCGCCGCGAACCCUCCCCGCCCCCAGCGGCUCCCCAGAAAACAUCAAUGUUCUCCCGCCGUCGCUCAUCUUCGCCUCACCGCACCUCAACCCAUCACUCUCACACCACCACCACGACAUCCCCCAAGCUCACCUCCGGCAUGUUCUCUCGCAGCUCGCACGACCCCAGCAUCACCGCCGCUACGCAGUCUUUGCGCCAGGCCGAAGCCGCAGAACGCGAUGCUGAUCGCGCUCUUCUCGUUGCGAAGAAUGCUGUAAGGGAGGCGAGAGAACAUGUUCAUAGGUUGGAGAGAGAGGCUGCUGAGGAGGCGAGGUUGGCGAAGAUUAAGCAGAGUGAGGCGAAGGCUUUGGGAAAGAAGGGGAGGGCGCUUGGACGUCACGAUCACAUCUAGAGCGAGAGCCAUGUGUGUCCGAUACAAUUGAUGAAAGCGAGGCGUUUUUUGUUGUUGUUUGUUAGCGUGUAGCGAGUACUGUUCAAUACCCAAAUAUUCUGUGUUU
Messenger RNA from Parastagonospora nodorum SN15, 602 nucleotides. RefSeq lists its product as hypothetical. The record is from RefSeq and is a predicted model, not a curated record. The transcript has 2 exons. Lineage: Eukaryota; Fungi; Ascomycota; Dothideomycetes; Pleosporales; Phaeosphaeriaceae. Bases 89 to 496 code for a protein of 135 amino acids.